Messenger RNA from Schistosoma intercalatum, 1873 nucleotides. Lineage: Eukaryota; Metazoa; Platyhelminthes; Trematoda; Strigeidida; Schistosomatidae. The record is from the annotation of a GenBank genome assembly.
AUGUUCUUUCAAUGUCCUAUAGCCCCAUGGGGUAAAUUUUGUUUUCAUAAUUGUCAAUCUGCAUGUGUCGGCGAAAUACCUAAUCAAUGUCCAUAUGAUAAUGAAUUAAGUCUUAUUAAAUGUCGUACUGCUAUGACUGAACAAGGUUAUUUAUUUUAUGAAUAUACAAUACCAAAUCUAACUGAAACAUGGUUAGGAUUAAACCAUAAUAAUAAUAAUAAUAAUAAUACUUCAAUGGAUAAGGAUAAUCAUCGUAAUAAAAUAGAAGGUUUCUCAUGUAAAACAGCUGGAUUACAAACACCAAAAAUUCCUUUAACUAUAGUUAAACCCAAUGAUAUUCAAUUGAAUACAAUGGAUCUAUCAAAGACUGAAACAUCAUCAUCAUCAUCAUCAUCAUCAUCUAAUUCUCAUUCAAUGAUAUCUCAUUUGAAUAAAACUAUAUCUAAUGAAUAUAAUACACAGAAAGAUGAAUCUAAUCCAUUGAAUAAUGGAAUGAAUCAAUCGAUUAAACGAAUCAAUUCUGAACUUAAAGGUGGAAGCUGGUUUGUUCUCUCCAACAGAAGGCUGUUACCGAUGGUAUCCGACCAAUCGAUGUUGAGUAUAUUGCAUAGACAACUAUCUAUUAGUAUUUGUACCUUCUUGAUGAUGAUUGUAGUAGUUGUGCAAGUUUCAGCUCCCUACGGUAGAACUGCCUUGACGUUCGGAUUGAAUAUUCUCACUGUGAUAUUGUUUGAGAGUUGUUUUGAGUUGCAUAUGUUCUUCAAUUGUAGGAAUGUGGCUAUUGUUUUGCCAAUCCUCACCUUUACGUCUAUAUCUGAUCCUCCUUGUUCAUCGAUGAUGCUUCCCAGUUAUGUGAAGGAUUCCGCCUUUUCCAGAAUUUCGCCACCAAAUGUGAUUGGGUUGGUGUUCUCCAUGUUGUAUUUGAGGACCUUGGUUUUCCCUUCGUGUAUGUUGAGGCCUGUUGAUGCAGAGACUUCUGAUACACAAGUUGUCUUCAUCUGUACUUUUUCUUGUGUAUGGGAUAAGAGAGCUAGAUCAUCUGCGAAGUGCAGAUCGUUUAAUUGCUUCCGAGCUGUCUAUCGUAUUUCAUGUUUUUCCUUAGAUGUUGAGGUCUUCAUAAUCCAGCUGACCAUCAGAAGAAAGAGGAAAGGACAGCCUUGUCUGACUACUGUCCUUCCUUAGAAUAGAUCUGUCAGCUGUCCUCCAUGCACUACUUUGCACUGUAGUCCGUCGAGUGAGUUCUGGUUAAUGUUGACAAUCUUCUCAGGAACUCCAUGGUGUCGAAGAAGUUUCCAUAAUGUUCUCCUAUCUACACUGUCAAAUGCCUUAUCAUAAGCAAUCAAAUUGAUGUAUAGUGACCAUGACAUAUACCUAUCACAAAUAAUGAAUGCAAUAUACAAAGAUAGUCGUCUUCUCUAAGCAUUGUCAUCAACUAGGAAAGUCUUUAACAAUAUGUAAUAUAAAUAACAUAUGGAUUCGAACCCUAAACAUUUUGUAUACAUUUCCUUGUUUGAUUUCAUGAUAAAUUAAAGAUACAACCACUGACUGAUUAGCAAAAUUAAUCGAUUUUCGAUAAAUAUCAAGAAUUCCAUCGUAUCAAGAUGUGAUAUAAGACUAUGAAAACUUUAAUAAUUGAAUUGAAUCAUUUUAACAGAUCUAUAUUAUCUGGUUAGGGUUCAUUUGAUUAUCCUAAUCAAUAGUUGAAGCUUUUGACUGAUACCACUUGAAAUUGUUUGCAGUAGCUUAUAUACAUUGACUUUUUGUCUUCUUCAUCUAUUACCUAUUCUAUGACCUCUCUCUACUUCGGUAGAAUUCACUCCAACAAUGUCAUUUCUAUGCUAGCAGAUUACAAUGUAUACAUGUACCAGGUUAU